Molecule: messenger RNA, 2394 nt
Organism: Amborella trichopoda
Lineage: Eukaryota; Viridiplantae; Streptophyta; Magnoliopsida; Amborellales; Amborellaceae
Source: RefSeq, a predicted model, not a curated record
AAAUGGCAUUUGUUUGGAAAAACCGCUGCUUACUCUAGAUCAGCUGUAAGGAUAAUGGCUAAAUCCCUAUUAUUAUCCAAUUCUUCUCCCAAAAUCCUAAACUUUCUCUAUAAAUAUACCCUCUCCCUUCUAGUUCAUUCCCCACUCCAAGGGUGUUAAACCAGUUUUGCACUCUUCUUACCAUAUAAUAGCUCAUUUAUCAUACCUUUCAAUUUGUGCCUACCACCUAACCUUUUCCAAAUUAAAAAAAGGGAAAACAAUAAACAAGAAAUGGCUACCUUUCAAAUCCGUAUAUUCAGUCUUCUAUGCCUCUGUUGCUUAAUAUCAAUGGGCCAAGCUCAUAAUACUCCAGUGUAUAAAGAUCCAAAGGCAUCAUUAAACAAAAGAAUCCAUGAUCUCAUGAGCCAGAUGACUUUGGCUGAGAAGAUCGGUCAGAUGACUCAGAUCGAGCGCCAAGUUGCAAAUUACAGUGUGAUGAAAGAGUAUGCGAUAGGCAGUAUCUUGAGUGGAGGUGGGAGUGUUCCAUCUCCUCAGGCUAGUGCCGCUGUUUGGGUAAACAUGGUGAAUGAGUUCCAGAGAGGCGCUUUGGCCUCCCGCCUUCAAAUCCCCAUGAUCUAUGGCAUUGAUGCAGUUCAUGGCCAUAACAAUGUCUAUGGAUCCACAAUCUUCCCUCACAAUGUGGGGCUUGGAGUAACCAGGGAUCCUGAUUUGUUAAAGAGGAUUGGAGCUGCAACUGCUUUGGAAGUCAGAGCAACUGGCAUUCCUUAUACUUUCGCACCUUGCAUUGCGGUUUGUAGAGAUCCUCGUUGGGGUCGAUGCUAUGAGAGUUACAGUGAGGAUCCAGAAAUUGUCGAGGCAAUGACUGAGAUCAUUCCAGGAUUACAAGGAGAUGCACCCAAAAAGGGUGUGCCUUUUGUUGCCGGAAAGACAAAGGUUGCAGCCUGUGCCAAGCAUUUUGUGGGUGAUGGAGGAACACACAAUGGCAUCAAUGAGAACAACACCAUUAUUGAUCGCCACGGUUUGCUUGCAAUUCACAUGGCUGGCUACUAUCACGCUAUUAUCAAGGGUGUUUCAACAGUCAUGGUUUCAUAUUCAAGUUGGAAUGGAGAGAAAAUGCACGCCAACCGUGACUUGGUCACCAAUUUCCUCAAGAAGACCCUUCAUUUCAGGGGUUUUGUAAUCUCCGACUGGCAGGGUAUUGACCGGAUCACAAGUCCAGCCGGCUCCAACUAUCCUUACUCUGUCCAUGCCGGAGUUAAUGCUGGCAUCGACAUGAUUAUGGUUCCUUACAAUUUCACGGAGUUCAUCAAUGAUUUGACUGAACAAGUUAACAGUAAGUCCAUUCCCAUGAGCCGGAUCGAUGAUGCGGUGAGAAGGAUUUUGAGGGUCAAGUUCCAAAUGGGCCUUUUUGAGAAUCCCUUGGCUGAUCUCAGCUUGGCAGACCAACUUGGCAGCCAGGAGCACAGGGAGUUGGCAAGGGAAGCAGUGAGGAAAUCUCUUGUGCUACUGAAGAAUGGGAAAGAAGGUGACAAGCCUUUGUUGCCUCUUGAUAAGAAAGCUCCCAAGAUUCUAGUUGCAGGAACCCACGCCGACAACUUGGGUUACCAGUGUGGUGGUUGGACUAUCCAAUGGCAGGGACAAAGUGGGAAUACCACCAAAGGUAUACACUCUUAUUUUUUAAAUGCUUCCUCUCUCUCUCUCUCUCUCUCUCUCUCUCUAAUUAGUCAACUUCCCAUGUCAGGUACCACUAUCCUCACUGCCAUCAAGUCCACUGUGAGCCCCUCGACCCAAGUGGUCUUCGAAGAAAACCCAAGUGCGAGCUCCCUUAAGGGCCAGGACUAUGAUUACGCUGUCGUGGUUGUGGGCGAGACCCCUUACGCCGAGACAAACGGUGACAGCAUGAAUCUGACCAUGCCCGAACCCGGUCCCACAAUCAUCAAAAAUGUGUGUGGAUCAGUGAAGUGCGUUGUUGUGGUGAUAUCUGGAAGGCCUAUUGUACUCCAGCCUUUCCUACAAUAUAUUGAUGCAUUGGUUGCAGCUUGGCUUCCUGGUACUGAGGGCCAAGGAGUGGCUGAUAAUCUCUUUGGGGACUACCCAUUUACUGGAAAGCUUGCUAGGACAUGGUUCAAGAGUGUAGACCAAUUGCCCAUGAAUGUAGGUGAUAAGCACUAUGACCCAUUGUUUCCUUUUGGUUUUGGGCUCACAACUGAGAAGACUUCAAGGUAGAGAAACUGGGAGUUUGUGUCUUGUAAGUUGGGGUGAUGGGGAUUAAUCACUUAUUUUUUCUGAGAAUAAGUGGGGGGAAUAUUGAUGUAAAGGAUGAGGAAUAUAUUUUAAUUUAUUGAGUUUUAAAGGAAAUGAAUGAGUUAUUUAUAUGCAUUAUUAAGUAAAAAA